Molecule: messenger RNA, 1497 nt
Organism: Nakaseomyces glabratus
Lineage: Eukaryota; Fungi; Ascomycota; Saccharomycetes; Saccharomycetales; Saccharomycetaceae
Biological process (GO): cell wall organization
Cellular component (GO): cell surface; fungal-type cell wall; extracellular region
Molecular function (GO): glucan endo-1,3-beta-D-glucosidase activity
Source: RefSeq, a predicted model, not a curated record
AUGCUACCGUUCAUACAAUUACUGUAUCUGGCGCUAUACCUAACUAGCGAUGUUCUCGCAAUGCCGCUACGUAAAAGGGAAAUUGUAACAAGAGUACACACCGCCAGCACCACUAACACUGUGACCAAUUUCUUUUCUACCACCACUCAGGUUAUUAUUGCACCAACUGUACAGGUAAUUAUUAGUGGUGAUACUACCCUUUUCAGUACUAUGGUUGGAGAAGGUGGUGACAUUAACGCUGAACCAACAACAACCAUAACUUCCAUAAUCCAAGUAAAGAGGGUUUCUUUAGCUAAUGAGCAACCAACUGCAACUUCCACAACCCCAAUGCUAGACAGUUCAUCAUCAUCUGCUACCACUACAUCCUCUGCUAUUUCAUCUGACAUUACUACUACUUCUAUUCCAAGUUCUUCUAGCAUACCAACAACUACACCAUCAUCGUCGUCGUCAUCGUCGUCAUCGUCGUCAUCCAUACAGUCAUCAUCAAUUAGAUUUGCCAGCCAAGUAGUUAAUUUAGAGAAUGUCGAAGCCAAUCAAAAUCAGCAAAAGCAGGAAGAACAACAACAUGUUCAUAACACCGCUCAUAUAUCGACUCCUGUCGUAGAGAUGACUACUACCACCUCUUCAUCAAGUACCACUACAUUGGAACCAACCGCAAGUCAAAGCUCAACAUCUAAUAAUAAUGCCGAUACUACUAUCAAAUCAGCUCCAAUUGCUAUUGCAUAUUCACCAUACAACAAUGAUGGUACGUGUAAGAGCGCUGAUCAAGUAAAAGAAGAUUUGCAACUAAUUAAGUCCAAGGGCAUUAAUCAAAUUCGUAUGUAUGGUACUGACUGUAAUUCAUUACAAACUGUAUUGCCAAAUGCAAAGAGUAUUGGCCUAUCCGUUAAUCAAGGUUUAUGGAUUACUAGCUCAGGUGUUGAUUCCAUCGACAUUCCACUACAACAGUUGAUUAACUACGGUCAAACUAACGGCUGGGAUGUAUUUGCCUAUAUUACUGUAGGUAACGAAGCUGUUAUCUCUCAAUACUGUUCCGUAAGUGACUUGGUUUCUAAGAUUGGACAGGUUAGAGGUCAAUUGAAAGCAGCUGGAUAUACUGGUCAAUUGACAACAAGUGAGCCUCCUGUCACCUAUGAACAACACCCUGAAUUAUGUACAGCUUCAGGCAUUGACUUCGUUGGUAUCAAUCCACAUGCCUACUUUGAUACAUAUUCCAGUGCAGAUACAGCCGGCUCCUUUGUAAAGGGUCAGAUCGAACUAGUACAAAAAGCUUGUGGCACUGGUAAUAUUGUAGUCACCGAAACUGGUUAUCCAUCUGCCGGUAUUCAAAAUGGUGGUAAUAUCCCAUCGAAACCAAAUCAGCUCAUCGCUAUUCAAAAAAUUCUAGAAGCCACUAACAACCAGGUCACAUUGCUAUCCUGUUUCAACGAUUUUUGGAAGGCGCCUGGCCCAUAUGGUAUUGAACAAUACUUUGGUAUCUUGGACAACCUGCCAUGA